CCUGCGCUCCCAGCGCGGUCUAUUUAUAUCGUCAGGCCUGCACAGGCCCAUAUUGGGCAGUGCCCGCUGGUCAAGCCCGCUAGCUGCCCCGCCCCGGCCAGACUGGCCCGAUCCGCGCGGCCACAAGGCCAGGUUGCGGCGCCAUCCCUGCGGCCUCUGCGGAGCCAGUGGGGCCGUGCCUCAAGCCGGGGGUCAGCAGCUUUUUCAGGUGUACAACACAGUAAUUGGACAAUUUCAGACAUUGUGCAGUGCUCACUACGCUGUGUCCUCAUGCUGACUUAUGGGGACAUGGCUGUUGCAGUUCCAGACCUCUCAUCUGCAGAACACAUGGAUGCCGCCAGCCACUAACCAGAAACCUGAGCUUCACUCUGAUUAAGCCCAUCUCUGGUCUCACACCCGUCCCUGAACCAGUCACAGUGGUCCUACACCAUCCACUCCAACAGAAGGCAGGUUGGAUUCUGGGGGAAACCCAACAUUGUCCACAGUGUUUAUAAGGAGUGUUCCAGCACAUCUCUGUAGCUUUUUGAGUAAUCAGACAUGCAAAUAGCCCCACAAGAAUCCAGCUACCUUUAAAGAAGACGUACUUAAAAACACUGAAAAGUGUAUCAUGGAGUGCAAGGCUGAGGCAAAAGAAAAAUACCAACAUAGUUUGAAUUUACUGAAUCAAGUUAAGAGCAUGAAAGAAUUAGCAGAAAUGAUCGAUGUCGUACUCAUAGCAGAAGGGGAGAAAUUUCCUUGCCACAGGCUAGUCCUGGCUGCAUUUAGUCCUUAUUUCAAAGCUAUGUUCACCUGUGGACUACUCGAAUGUACUCAGAAGGAAGUCAUACUUUAUGACAUCACAGCAGAAAGCGUGUCCGUGAUACUGAAUUACAUGUACAAUGCGGCUUUAGAGAUUGAUAACGCCAAUGUUCAGACUGUAGCUAUGGCUGCCUAUUUUAUGCAGAUGGAAGAAAUCUUUAGUGUGUGUCAAAAAUAUAUGAUGGACCAUAUGGACGCCUCGAACUGUGUAGGUAUCUAUUAUUUUGCAAAGCAGAUUGGAGCUGAAGAUUUAUCUGAUCAAUCGAAGAAAUACUUGUAUCAGCACUUUGCUGAGGUGAGCUUACAUGAAGAAAUACUAGAAAUUGAAGCACACCAAUUUCUGACACUUAUUAAAUCAGAUGACCUUAACAUAUCCCGGGAGGAGAGCAUUCUGGACUUAGUCCUGAGAUGGGUAAAUCAUAACCAAGAACUGCGUACAGAGCAUCUUGUUGAGCUUUUGAAGCAAGUCAGAUUGGAACUUAUAAAUCCUUCUUUUUUAAGACAAGCCCUGAAAAGGAACACAAUGCUUCUGUGUGAUGCAGAUUGCAUUGACAUAAUUCAAAAUGCAUUCAAAGCCAUCAAGACACCCCAACAGCACUCUCUAAAUCUUCGUUAUGGCAUGGAGACUACUAGUCUUUUGCUUUGCAUUGGCAACAACUCUUCAGGAAUCAGGUCAAGACAUAGGAACUAUGGGGACACAAGUUUUUGUUAUGAUCCCGCUUCACGGAAGACCUAUUUUGUCUCGUCUCCCAAGUAUGGAGAGGGCUUGGGAACUGUGUGUGCUGGUGUGGUCCUGGAAAACAACACCAUAAUUGUGGCCGGAGAAGCAAGUGCCUCUAAACUCUCUAGACAAAAGAACAAGAAUGUUGAAAUCUAUAGGUAUCACGAUAGAGGAAACCAGUUUUGGGAAAAGUUAUGCACUGCUGAAUUUCGAGAGCUCUAUGCUCUGGGCAGUGUCCAUAAUGACCUCUAUGUUAUAGGAGGACAGAUGAAAGUUAAAAACCAGUAUCUCAUUACAAACUGUGUGGAUAAGUACUCUGUAGAACGGGAUAGUUGGAGAAGGGUGUCUCCCCUUCCACUGCAGUUGGCAUGCCAUGCUGUAGUAACCGUGAAUAAUAAACUUUAUGUGAUCGGAGGCUGGACCCCUCAGAUGGAUCUCCCUGAUGAAGAACCAGAUCGACUAAGCAACAGACUGUUGCAGUAUGACCCCAGCCAAGAUCAAUGGACAGAGCGGGCGCCCAUGAAGUUCUCUAAAUACCGAUUCAGUACAGCUGUAGUCAACAGUGAGAUUUAUGUUUUGGGUGGAAUUGGCUGUGUAGGUCAAGACAAAGGCCAGGUUCGAAAGUGCCUGGAUGUGGUGGAGAUCUAUAACCCUGAUGGGGACUUCUGGAGAGAGGGCCCACCUAUGCCAAGUCCCCUGCUCUCCCUUCGAACCAAUUCUACCAAUGCCGGAACAGUGGAUGGCAAGCUCUAUGUCUGCGGGGGAUUCCACGGAGCAGACCGACAUGAGGUUAUCUCCAAAGAAAUAUUGGAGCUGGACCCAUGGGAAAACCAAUGGAAUGUUGUAGCCAUCAAUGUCCUCAUGCAUGACAGUUAUGAUGUCUGCCUGGUGGCCAGGAUGAACCCCCGAGACCUCAUCCCCCCGCCUUCAGAUCUGGUGGAAGAAGGCAAUGAGCACUGAGGUCAGUGUUUGCGGUAAGACCUCCUGCUGUGUCUGCACAGGAAGCAUUAGGAAUGGAGAGAGCCCCCAGGCACCAGCCAGUCACCCUGGUUAUUGUGUGUUACAUGCAUAGCGGCCCAUGUGCAAAGCAGUGUGUGCUGGAUGCUGUGAUAGGGAGUGUGCAGAGUCUGCGCUCAAGGACCCCCAGUUGGCUAGGAUGGACAAGACAUUACAAGGUCAAGAAGCACAGGAAGACCACAGGGUGAGUGCCAUAGGAAUCAAGGGAUACAGGGACCUCACACUGCUGGGGACUCAAGGAGAGCAUUGCCAAGGAGCAGACCUUUUACUGGGGCCUCAGACGGUGAAGAAGCAAUCCCAUGGGUGCAGCUCAUGGGGACAUCACAGAAACAGCUGACCAGAGCUGGGUCAGAUUGCCUGGGCCAUAGGCUCUGCUACUAAGGCUGGAAAAGGAGAUUGUAGAUAAGUGACCAACACCUGGAAAAGCAAGGACUUUGGACCUGGUCUCUGAGCAGGGGAAUCAUCUCAAAAUCUUGUGAUGUUAAAGGAAGACUUCUCUCUGCGCUCUGUUCCAGUUUCAGUCUUACAGAGACUUUCUAUUCUCGUGUAGAGACUUUCUAUUCUCUUCUACUACAGCGACAUUGCCCAAAAUGGGGCUAGUGGUGGACCACAAGUUCCUACCAGCCCAGGCACUCAAGCCCAACCACAGUGAGGAAAGAAACUCCACCCUCAGCCAGGUCUGUGUCAGGGACAGAUAUGGGGAGCUCUGCUGCCCUGGCCCACUCUGGGGUGUCCUGGACUAGACUUAUCCAAGCUGCCCUCCAGCACACAUGACCUUCUGCACGUUGGCACUGAGCAGGCUCUGGUGUGGAGGAGAGAGCAAACACAUCGCUUUGGCUGCCUGCUCUCUUACCUAGCUUUUGCAGUAUCUUCCCCAAGACUGCCAGUAGGGAUGAAGCUGCCUGCUUCAGCCCACAGUUGAGCAUAAUCAGAAAACAGCCACUCCCAGAAUACACUUUAGGGGUGACAUUUAAACAACACAUGGGGAAUCCAUCUAUUUUAUUUGCCAUCCAUACUUCUGGAAGCACAGUGGAUUCAAAGAGUGCAUUUUGGUAGCUGUUCCUCGAUAAUUUCUCCGGAGUUUCCCCUUGCACAGGGCUCCUUUUUAAACAGGAGUGGUCAGUAAAUUCCCUAGAACCUUCCCAGAGGGAGACAAUGCUAGAUUGAGACAGCUCUUGUCUAGUGCCGAGCUGUGUGACCGUGAUGACGGUCAGCCUAUGUUCCCAGGUUCCAGCUGCUAAACCAGGCAGAAGAGGCAGGUCCAGUGAGAAACCUGCUUCUGCCAACAUGACAGGGGUCCACUUAGACCCAGCACAGGUUGUCCCCAAAUAGGCCAGACUCUAGGAGGGCAGGAGCCACACCUGUCACUUGGCGGUGGCACCACUUUGAACCUGCAUUGAGCAAAGUGUACUUUUAGGCAGUUAUGCAUGCAUCCAUUCCCUAGUGUUUAUACAGAGGGUUUUAAGAACAUUUCUUGCAUGAGUUGAAAUGAGCUGAUCCUUCUCCCUGGUGGAGGCUCAUAACCUGUGGGGUUUUUUUCUUGCCGCAAAGGCAGAGCAGUUCCUCUGAGUGGGCUGUGCUGGUGUGGGCAGCCGUGGUUGCGGAGAGCCCCCCCUCCCCCGGCAGCUCUGUUUCCCUGACUUCCUCUUAACAGAACCACUGCGCCUGUUCCACCCACAAGCACAUACUAGAAGCUGCCACACUUCCCUGCAUCAAGGAGGGAAGCACACUUGUCAGUGUGUCAUGAUACAUCUUGUCGAUGCAUUGGGUUCGAGAUCUAGGCUCUAGUGCCAGGCUUGCUACUUUGCUAGCUGUGUGAUCUCUUGGGCAACAUAACCUUUCCAAAGCCUUAUUUUCCCCAUAUGCAGAAAGGGGAGAAAAAUCAUUUUUAGGGUUGGUAUGAGGACUGAGUGAGAAAGUGCUGAGCAAAGUGCCUGUCAGAUACUAAAACAAUAAACAGCCUUCAGCUGCCAUUAUUUCUAGAAUCAUUAUCAUUGUAAUCCGCAUUUCCCAAAGCAUAGUGCCCACAAUGACCCAGUACUUGAGUGGACUCUUGUGGGAUGGUAGGGGAGCUAUGCCUUCAUGUGAGAUGGUUUUUCAUUUCCCAGACUCACACUCAGCUCCUCCAGAUGGUGUGCAAAUAAAUAAGCAAGCUUCGCUUUUAGUAUCCAAUUGAAGCCCUGGGUGCUUCUUGUCUGACUUUCAUAUUUGUUACUAAACACAAGACACCUCUACCCUCCUGUUGUCAGAGAUUGUCAGGGAUUCCACUUUGAAUUCCUCCCGCUCCUGUUUUCACCUCAAGUGAAGGUUGUCUCUUCAUAAGUGAGGGGACAUGCAUGUCAUGGAGUACUCUUAGAAAACUUUGACUCUUUGCUAGUUCUUAUCUUUGUGAAGCAGGAUUUCUGCACACUGAGCACAGAACACAGUAGGGAAACGAUCUGGAUGCCGAGGCUGGCGAGAGAUGGCAGCCAUCAGCACAUCCGGGUUCUGCUUGCGCCCACUAAGAAAGCGCCACUGUUCUCGCUGAUUGACUUUAUAAUGAGCAGAUGCUUUCAGUUUGAA
Messenger RNA from Zalophus californianus (California sea lion), 5098 nucleotides. It is a transcript of the gene KBTBD12, whose product is annotated as kelch repeat and BTB domain containing 12. Gene Ontology annotation, molecular function: protein binding. The transcript is spliced from 8 exons. The record is from RefSeq and is a predicted model, not a curated record. Lineage: Eukaryota; Metazoa; Chordata; Mammalia; Carnivora; Otariidae. Bases 608 to 2479 code for a protein of 623 amino acids.